This is a messenger RNA of Engraulis encrasicolus (European anchovy), 4227 nucleotides long. Its product is annotated as zinc finger protein 771-like. Gene Ontology annotation, cellular component: nucleus. Bases 479 to 2047 code for a protein of 522 amino acids. The record is from RefSeq and is a predicted model, not a curated record. The transcript is spliced from 2 exons. Gene Ontology annotation, biological process: regulation of transcription by RNA polymerase II. Lineage: Eukaryota; Metazoa; Chordata; Actinopteri; Clupeiformes; Engraulidae. Gene Ontology annotation, molecular function: DNA-binding transcription factor activity, RNA polymerase II-specific; RNA polymerase II cis-regulatory region sequence-specific DNA binding.
UCUUUUCUCUCUCUGUGUGUGUGAAGUCGUCACUUCUUUUAGCUUAUUUUUGAAAUGCACGUGCUGUUAUGUUUAUCAUGCGAAGGCAGUCCGCAUAUAAAGUCCUCUCCACAGAAGUCAACUGGACCAUCUGAAGUGGCAUUGCAGAUUUGCCAUAGUGUUUUCAACACUGAUGUUUCUGUAAAGUUAUUUAUGUUACCAUACCUCUGAAGCUUCUUCACAGUGAAAGCAUAGUGCAAUAGGCUCAAUUACUUCACUCAACGUAAUUGUAUAUGGCGACUGUCAAUUUUAACCGAAGGGGUAUUUCAUAGGCACAGACACUUGACUUUAUUUGCAUGGAUGCUGCGUGAUACAGAGAGAUUUUCAACAUUGUAUGCUUUGGAAAAAACUGAAUCCACAACAACUGAAAAGCACGGGAGAAAGUGAAGCAAAGACCAUUAAACACGUCCUCCUAGUUUCCCUUUCCUAAGUUGCAGAGAUGGCCGAACCGACAGGCGUGUGGAAUGUGCAGAGCUUACAUGACAACAUCUACAUCUCCAAAAGGAGCAUCAGAAAGGCCUUCAUCAGCAAGAGACACUAUCUCCCAUGCGCAACCUCGGAGAGAGACAGCGGCAGCAGCAGUUGCCAUGGAGGAGCAUGUGGCAACCUAACACCCUCCAGCGAGCAGGAGCAGGAGUCUAUCGCAGGAUGCCCAGACCUGAUGAUCUGCAUCAAGUCCGAGCCUGUGGACUGCUACCUCUCCGAGAAGUUUUCCGGGCUCUGCCCGAGAGAAGAGGCGAUGCCGGUCACCCCGUCAUGUGUGCUGGCGACCAAGCUGGGCAGCAAUGAGAUGGCAGCCGAGCACGAGCCAAGAGACGCUCCCCGUGUCGAGCUCUGCCCGAGAGAAGAGACGAGGCAGGUCACCCCGUCAUGUGUGCUGGCGACCAGGCUGGGCAGCAAUGAGAUGGCAGCCGAGCACGAGCCAAGAGACGCGCCCCGUGUCUCCCUUCCACGCAGAGCUAAAGAAGUCAACAGGAGUGGGCUGAAGAGCAAGAAGGGCAGACACAGACACCACAGGUCUCACCGCCACGCAGAGAAACGGACGGAGGUUCCAUGUGACACGCAGAGCCUCAGCAGAAACAAGCAGGAUAAAGACGGCGGUGGUGAUGAUGAGGAUGGUGGUGGCGGUGGCGGAGAUGGUGGUGGUGAUGACGACGACGACGGCAAUAAGGAUGACGGCGCCGUGUCGGACGGACGUGUGGAAGAGGACAAAGGCAAGGAGGGACCAAAAGCCCCGGAGAAGGACCUCGGCCAGGCCGACGAGGAGGACAAGGGCUGCCUGAUCUUCCCGGCCAUGAAGAAGCGCGGCCAGGAGGGCGACAUGGAGAACCGGCCCUACAAGUGCCCGCACUGCAACUGGGCCUUCACCAAGUCCAGCAACCUGGUCAGCCACAUCCGCACGCACAGCGGCCUGAAGCCGCACGUGUGUGAGCUGUGCGGCAAGGCCUACUCGCACCAGGGCACGCUGCAGCAGCACAAGCGGCUGCACACGGGCGAGCGCCCCUACUGCUGCCCCUUCUGCGACAAGACCUACAACUGGUCGUCCGACUACCGCAAGCACAUCCGCACGCACACGGGCGAGAAGCCCUACGUGUGCCAGGCCUGCGGCAAGGACUUUGUGCGCUCCUCGGACCUGCGCAAGCACGAGCGCAACAUGCACUCCAACAACAAGCCCUUCAAGUGCGGCAAGUGCGGCCAGACCUUCAACAAGCCGCUGUCACUGCUGCGGCACGAGCGCACGCACCUGGGCAAGCGGCCCUUCGUGUGCCCGGACUGCGGCAAGGACUUUGCCAUGCCCAGCCGCAUGAUGGAGCACCGCAAGGUGCACAGCGGCGUCCGGCCCUACGUCUGCCCCGUCUGCAGCAAGGCCUUCACCAAGUCCUCCAACCUCAUGGAGCACCAGGCCGUGCACAGCGGGCUGCGGCCCUACAAGUGCGAGGAGUGCGGGAUGGCCUUCGCCAUGGCCUCGCGUCUCCUCCGACACCAGCGCAUGCACGCUGGAGAGUAGUGUACUGUAGUGACUGAAACUCUAGCCGCAACUGCAGCUUAACACGGGGACAGUCAGAGAGAGUGUCAAGAACCCUCAUGAACAAAAAGACAGAACAAUAAUUGUAUGUACAAGAAGUAGUGCCAUGCUAGUGGUGAGGGGGAAAAUGCAAUCUUCAGGGAGUAUCCUAUCCUGUCCUGUCCUGUCCUGUCAUUUCUAGACUGAACAUUUUCUGAGGUAUAUUUUCGGCCUCUCUAAUACAUAGAGACUCGAUCGACAUCUUCUAGAUUGUAUUUGGUCCCUGAGUACUCUUUUUUUUGUUGAAUUAGCACAUCAUGUUUUACUGUGUGGUGUCACUCGUACAGGUCAGUGAAGAUGUAGAGGACAGGAAGACGGGGACAGUGACACAUGUGGUAAAGUCGGGAAAUGACUCUUGGCUGAAUUAAAACCUGGAUCACCUUAUUGGACAUGGUCAUGCCAUCCAUACCCAUGUCUGGUCUUGAUCCACUGCUAUAAAUGUGAAGUGGAUUUAGUUUCUGGCAACUGCACUAAUUUCCCCCCUCUUAUCAUACACCUUAACGGGGGCGGUACAGCCUCCCCAGGGUGUGUUGGGGAGCUCUGGGGUGGCGUUGAGAAGGAUACAGCUGAGAGGGGGCUGUGCUUAGUUGCCAUUGGGGGCAUUAGUCUAUUUAAAUUUUCAAUACUAAGGGGGUGUUGUCGGGCUUAUGAUGAGAUCAAGGGGGUCGUUGGGAGGCUUGUGAGGAGGUCAUGGGGCGUUUGUUCAAAAAAGGUUGGGAAUCACUGCUUUAACCUCACUCACGGUUAAAUAUGGCACACAUCGUCUUUUGCAAUGAUAGUGUUAUUUAUUAUUUAUGAGUUAAUGUAACUACCUCCCUCUGACUUUAGAACACUUUAGAAUGUCUAAAGUCUUACACUACCUGACAGGACUUACUAACUAUGUUUUUGUCUAGCAUGUUCUUGUCAAACACAGUCUUGGAUGUAAUUAUAAGAAAGAGAUGAUGGCAAAAGAAAUGAUGCAUUUUGUAUACAUUUUUGAUACAUUUUUGAUACAUACUUAAGUGGAUGUGUUUUCAAAAAGGUCACAUGUACUUUCUUUAGAUAUGAAAACCAACUGAUCUUUUCUCACUGUAAACGGGUUAUUCUCGGUCUAUAAUGACUUACAGUUCACAGCCUGACACAGCGAGUUUGUUGAGCUAUCCUGCAUUUUAACUCACUCUCUCUCUCUCUCUCUCUCUCUCUCUCUCUCUCUCUCUGUCUCUGUCUCUCUCUCUCUCUCUCUCUCUCUCUCUCUCUCUCUCUCUCUCUCUCUCUCUCACACACACACACACACACACACACACACACACACACACACACACACACACACACUCAGGAAUGCUUGAGAACCAACUGUCUUAGUACCUACUGGGUUGGAGAUGUGUGCACAUGCUGUUUGAGAAUGUUCUCUCAGCACCUGCCAGCCCUUCCUUGGACCCUGGCCUAGAGCGACAGAUUUCGAAUGUUCCAGCAAGUGCAAAAGAAUUGUGUGAAUAUUUGCCAGGUGUCAGAAUGCGGGAAGCGGUGCAUCGGUUGUUAGGAUGUCUUUUUUUGUUCUCUCUCACUCAGGUCUCGUUAAAAGCUGUUACCAAGUUGCUUCAAUCAGUCAUCCGAGUGUUUUUUUUCCAUAGCUCUCUGUCUCUGGAUUUUUUUUGUGUGUGCUUGGCACCUAUCAGAAAAUGAGAAAAGUUCAAAUACAAAUCUUACAACUGCAUUGUUGAAAACACUUUUCAUCCCUUCAUGGUCAUGAAAAGGUUUUUUUAACGAAAAUCUAUCCAGUCAAGUCUGUAUAUAUUUUUAGACAUUGUUUGCAUAAAUGUUAACAGUCAUUAUCAUUUACACAAAUCUGAUUGGUUGAAAUUAUACUGUGAAGUUGUGUCAGUAUAGACUGUAGGGUCUGUGCCUAAGACAGUUCUCUCAUAUUGAGCAUCGGAGACUUGGAUUAAGAGUUACGGUAUGUCGUAGCAGAUGGAUAUGCUGUUUGCACAUCAAAUGUACUUGUCCAUGUACUUUUAUGAAUGUUCAGAUUGUAUUUGUAUGUCACUAAACACAUUUACUUUUAGGCCAGUAUGUAGGCUACUCUACGUACGUAUACGCACAAUUUUGAUAUUCAGUGUGGUAGAAAUAAAAUUCUGUUGACUGUA